AACCCCGUGGCGUGGUUGUGUGUCAGUUUCGCUGGGACCCGCGGUCGAUGCCGGUGAGGAGGGGGAUGGGCGCCUCUGCGAAUGUAAGGACCCAAGACAGAACCAGAGCCCCGUAUCACAUACAGCAGCAUAUAUCACAAUAUAAAUAGCGACUGUAAAUAUAAAAUAAACCCAAAUAAAUGGAUUUAUCCACCGAGGAUCUAUAAAAGACACUCAAUGGAUGCAGUGCACCUGAACAGGACAGGGAAUUUAACUUUCCGCCUUCCGCCUCGCGUUGGAGACCCUGAGAAGUUUGUUUCCUACCUCUGGAGAGGGAGCUACUUUUAAGGGCAAAGGAUACAGGAGACUCCGAGGCUGGUCUGCUGGCCUACUGGUCUAGUUGGAUUUGAUGUUGGGAUACUCUAAGGACUUUCUUCUUGACUUGAAUCUGCCUCGCUUAUACAAGUUUGGAAUGCCUCUUUAGGUCCCUCAUGACCGUGAGCCGUGGCCUACGGCUCGGUGGCGCCCCACCUCUGGAGUGGUCAGCUGCUCUAGUCAGGACCCUGUGAUUCUUCUGUUUACCUCUCCUCCUCCCCCCAUCCCAUCCUGUCCCUCCCCUCCCCCUCCCCCUCCCCCCUCUUCCCCCCCUCCCACGCGCCGCUGUGCUGGACGUCAUGAGCAUAGUAAUCGCGCUGGGAGUCACUACACCUGAAACGUCUUACUCAGAUAUGGCUGCUGGAUCAGACCCUGAGUCAGUUGAAGCAAGCCCUGCCGUGAAUGAGAAAAACUACAACAACCACAGCUGUGGGAGCGCACAGAGUCAUGGGUAUCGGGGACUACCAUAUGCUAUGCAACAGUCUUCCGUUGUGUGUUGUCAGGAUCACAACUAUGGCGCACCCCCUCCCCCCACCCCACCCGCCUCCCCGCUCUCCCAAACCAUCAUUCCCCGUCUGGAUCUCAAUGGCGUGGUACACGCCUCCCGCUAUCAUGAACCUGAGGAAAACUCGGCUGACAGCGACAGCUCCUCAGAGGAGGACGGUGCGAUGGCCAGCUGGUGUCACUGCAGCCUGACUUCGGAUGGCCUGCUAAUCAAAUGUGACAACUGCAGGGGACUAGACAGGAGGAAAGGAGAAGGCCAACACAGAAAAACGGAAAAUGUCUCAGCGGGAGAGAGCAGCGCCACUGAGAGUGGUGAUGAAGAGGUGUCACCCUCCACCAUCUCCUACACCGCCACCCAGCAUACGCCAACCAGCAUCAAACUUACUGUCAACCGGGUCAAAAGAAGCAAAUCAAAAAAGAGGAAGAAGAGUAUAGAGAAGGCCCGUGGAACACCAAAGGGCAAGAAAGUCAAGGCUUUCAGAGAGGGUUCAAGGAAGUCCAUGAGGAUGAAGAACUCAACAACAGAGGCCAACGUGUUGGAUGAAAACACAGUAGAGGGAUGGGAGAGCAGGAUCCGCCAGUGGACGGACCAGUAUGAGGAGGCUCUAGCCAACCAGUACAGCGCUGAUGUCCAGACACUUCUUCAGCUUCACUGCGCCACAGGCACCCCUGUCUCAAAGGCUGAAAGUGGCGCCACAACACCUCCUUCCUCUACACAGAUCCACACCUCAGUUGUCACCAUGGAUACCAUCAACCGCACUGAGCUGGCUUGUAACAACACAGUGCUGGGCUCACAGAUGCAGCUCCAGUUGGGGCGGGUAACACGGGUGCAGAAGCACAGGAAGAUCCUCAGAGCAGCCAAGAACCUGGAUCCAGACACACUCAUCAUUGAAUAUCGGGGAAAGGUCAUGCUCAAACAACAGUUUGAAGUUAACGGGCACUUCUUCAAAAAACCCUACCCAUUUGUGCUGUUCUACUCAAAGUUCAAUGAUGUAGAGAUGUGUGUAGAUGCAAGGACCUUUGGAAAUGACGCACGCUUUAUCAGGAGGUCCUGUACACCCAAUGCUGAGGUCCGGCAUAUGAUUGCUGAUGGCAUGAUCCAUCUUUGUAUCUAUGCUGUCAGUCAAAUAGCAAAGGAUGCUGAGGUCACCAUUGGAUUUGACUAUGAGUUCAAUAGCUGUAAUUACAAAGUGGACUGUGCCUGCCAUAAGGGCAACCAGAACUGCCCAGUGCAGAAGCACAACCUGAGCCCCAGGGAGAGCUUGCUGAGUGCCCCCUCCCUGCCACCUCCCUCCCCACUUGUUGGUGCUGAGACCCGACGGAGAAAAGCCCGCAGGAGAGAGCUGGAGGGCUGUGUUGUGGGUGACAGCAACCAGACCCUGGACCAGCACCAGGAGGCCAAAGAACUGCAAGGGACCAGUGACACAGAGGAGAGAUUGCUGGAUGAUAUGAAGGCAGAGGAGGGAGACGAAGGAGAGAUGGAUGAAAAUGGGGUUGCCAUCUCCUGUAAAAGGACUUGUAACAGCCUGGACAAGAGGCGGAGGAGAGUAGGAGGAGCAGAGGUAAAGGAGGAGGGUGUUGAGACUGAGGACGUGUCAGGAAACCCUGCAGGGAACACCUCCGUAACCCACAACCCUGGAGUGGGGGUCAGCACACGACGCACCACCUAUGUCAUGGAAGGGCCAUCGGUUGAAGAAAAGACCUUGUUACCCCCCCUGCCUGCCCCAGUCGCCCCCCCUAAACCUGCACGACCUGCCAAACCCCGGCCCAAAAGUCGGAUCUCUCGCUACCGGUCAAGUUCAUCCCAACGUGCCCGGCGCCAGCGCCAAGCUCUUGCCCAGCAGGCAGCUGCUGCCGCUGCGGCCGCAGCAACGGCAGCGACACCAUCAUCUGCUGAUCAAGGUGCCGCUCUUGAUGAGGAGGGAUCUCAGGGCCCAUAUGGUCCUGAACAUGGCCAUGGAGAGAGCUGUCUAGGGGGUCAUCUCCUAGAUGGAGAUGGCCAGGGUCUAAACUGCAUAAACAGAGGCAACUUGCGCUAUCCUAAAACUAAGAAGUACCUGGUAACAGAGUGGUUGAAUGACAAGGUCCCUGGAGGGGACAAAGUCCACCAAGAGGUGCCUGUUGAACGCCCGCUGCGGAUAACCACUGACCCCACGGUGCUGGCCACCACACUCAACAUGCUACCAGGCCUUUCCCAUUCAUCGCUUAUCUGCACCACACCCAGACACUACGUCCGCUUCGGCUCUCCCUUCAACCCAGAGAGACGCAGGCCCCGCCCACUCCAAAUGGACGGCACUUAUGGCUGCUACAAGAAGAGAUGGAUAAAGCAGCUGGAGGAUGAGAGCUGUUCAGCCAGUGUGGAGGAUGGCACAGAGUCCACCUCCUCCCAGCAAAGUACCAGUAGCAGAUCCACCCCCAACCCUCUGUCCACCGAACUCAAUGCACCGUUUAAGAAGCGUCGCUCCAAGUAUAUGCCAGAGGUGACCCCAGCACCCUCGGACCACCUGCUUCGCCCGCUGUCACCCAUCACACCACCGCUCCCAGAGGACUCCCUCCAUCCGCUGCUCCACACCCAUUGUGGUUCCCUGCUGCCCAAUGGUCUGGCCUACUCACCCAUGCCCUCACUGCCCGCCAGCCGCUGCAACACGCCACUGCAAUUUGAAAACAUAUCAUCCCCCGAGGCAUCUCCUGUUCACCGGCCUGAGUCCAUCUCUCCUGAGCCAUGUCUUCAGACAGACUUUGACAUCCCUCGGCCUCAGUUCCCAGACCUGUCACUGCCCUCCAGCUUGGAGAGCCCUGUGGCUAUGACAUCAGAAGACUUUUCCCUCCCUGGAGGCCCUUCAGGCCAUGAUUCCCAUGGCCUGUCAUCUGUAGGGACUUGUUCCCUUAACCCAGUGUUAUGUCCUUCCUCAGACCUAACGCCCCAAAACAGGGAGCAGGCCUUCAGGACAGAGUUCAACCUCAUAUAUACCUGCUCCCCCCUCAACGCAAACCUUGGGAACCCUGUGGCCACUGACCGCCGCCUCUCCCAGUCAGAAGGCGGUUUCUCCCCAGCAGAGUCCUUCCACAGUUCCAUAAGUGGUCAGGGGAUACUGGGAGAUGUGGGCACUGGUUCCAUGUCACCCUACGGCGAGCCUUAUUAUGGGGGAGGCUACCCAGAUAGUGGCACACCUCCUCACACAAGCAACCCACCGCAAAAAAAGAAGAGGGCCAACCAGCAUACCAUUAGUCUGCUGACAGGGAAGCCAGAUUACCAGGCUAUAGCUGUAAGAAGUGAAUACAAGCCAGUACAAAAUAUGGUGUCUUUGCUGGAGUACCGUAAGAGGAAGCAAGGUGGCAGUCGGGACCCUGAGCCAGUCGGGAGCAGUUCGUCUCUCGGCGGCACCCCUACUCGGCCUGGCUCCCAUUACAUCCAGGACACUCAUCAUCACCAUUCUCAUCAGCAGAUGCAUCCUCCAGCCUCCCCACACAGCUCCUUCUCUUCCUCAGCACACAAAUCCAUCCCACAAAUAGAAGAGGUCAGUCCUCCAGAACAACAGGGCCCCUCAGGGCAGCCUAGACGCCAGGACAGCAACAACCAGUGGAUGGUCCCCACUACUGUUGAACGUCUAAGGGAAGGUCAGGGGGUUCUGGAGCGAGUGCGAAGGAGCAUCAAAAUGGAGCGGAAUUAUAAGAGGAGUGAUGGUUCUACAGACAAGGAAUCUGAUGCAGAUCGAUAUGAGAUGCAGACAGUGUCCAUGGCUUCUCCCAUGAAGAGUCCACACAGAUACAGUCCCUCUGUUUACUCACACCAGUCAUCAGAAAGCCACCGGCAGACCGAAAGCCCAUCGUUCCUCAAGCAAACCUCCAACUCUCCAUUCCGGGGUUCCUACAGUCCUUCAUCAGGCCAGAGCUUCUACCAACGCCUUAGCUCCUCUCAUACAGGUCUGUCCCAGGACCACCCUCCAUCGACCCAUCCCAGUCAUAUCCCCACCCCCACCACCUCCUCAGACUCCAGGCUGCCAACGGGCUCUCUACACCAGCAGAGUGGCAGCAGUAACGUGGACGGAGGCCAGUGCUACGGUUCCAGCCACUUCAGAGCGAGCCCUUUGAAUAGCAGUGGCCUGGUUGGGUCUCCCACCCCAGGACCCAGGGUCCAAGGGCAGACUAAAAUAGACUCGGGCCCCCAGGCCUCCAGAGGGAGUCAACAGCAGGCAUCUCGCAGCCUGAAGUCAGGCAGCCCAGGCCAGACAGCACUGCAGGCCGGCUCUAGGCUGCUGUCGGCCUCUGGACCGACGCACUACCCGCAGCGAGGGACAAGCAUCAGUCAGUUCCAGCACUCCCCCCUGCAGGGACCCGGAGUAAGGACACAGUCAGGAAGCUUUUAGGACCUUGCUCAAGUGUGUGUGUGUGAGUGUGAGUGUGAGAGAGAGUGAGUAUGUUUGCGUGAGUGUGUAUGAAGCUGUGUACCUCCUCAACCCCUAAAGCUGUGGUGAAAUGAGGCUCAGGGAGUUUGGGGAGGGGAAAUGUACAGACCUGAGAGGAGCAAAGACUUCUUUACAGAAAUCUCCUUUUCUUAUUUUCUGUCUUUGUUUUCAGAAAGGAAAAAAUGAUCACCACAAUCUGCACAAAGCUAAUCAUUGACUUUGGACAUCAUAAUUAGUGGGAAAAGAUUUGGAUGACACAUUCAGAAAAAAAACAAGAAAUCACAUGUAACUUGAAAUUGUCACCAGUGUUUCCUCAUGUGCCGGACUGUGCAAACAGGCUCUUUAAUGUCGGAAAGUUUAAAUUUCCACACAAAUGUCUGUACAAAGUUAUUAAAAGCCGUACCUGUCGUCAUGGUACCCAGGUGGGAUACAUGCUUAAAUGCAUAUGUAACUGAAAGCAAGAGUUGUUUUAUUUUUUCCAAUUAAUUUUUCUUUUGUCAAUGUUACUUUUUUGAUUUGGCGAGUGGCCGAGUCUGUGCUGCAGUAAAUAAGUGAUGUGAUUUGGAAAGGGGAAGUGAAGUGAUGCGAGCAGGGGCGACAUGUUAAUCAUCCGUUCUAAAGAUGCAUUGUGGAGGUGGGGAAGAGGGGUUCUCCCUAUAUAGGAUCAUUCCAUAUGAUAAACCAGCUUUCUGUGUUCACUCACUCAACAUAAAAACAGCCCUUCUCGACGUUCUGCGUCUGUUUCAGUGUACUUUUGUUUUGGGUUCUUUUCUGUUCUCUCAUCCCCACUGGACUGUUUUGAUUUUACAUUAGGACUACUUCACUGUAGACGUCUGAUAUUGUACUUGAGACAUACAGGUCUUAUGAUUCAUGGUGCUGCAUUCUUGUUUUUUCCAAUAAAUUUGAAAUCCAGUUAUGUUCCCCAUA
Messenger RNA from Acanthopagrus latus (yellowfin seabream), 6191 nucleotides. RefSeq names its product SET domain containing 5 (gene setd5). Gene Ontology annotation, molecular function: protein binding. NCBI's taxonomy places the organism in Eukaryota, Metazoa, Chordata, Actinopteri, Spariformes, Sparidae. The record is from RefSeq and is a predicted model, not a curated record. Bases 654 to 5225 code for a protein of 1523 amino acids. The transcript is spliced from 25 exons.